AUGAAGCCGGGCGGCGGGCUGUGCGUGCUGAACGUGGGCGGCCGGAGGUUCUCGGUGUCCCCGGAGCGGCUGCGCGCCUCCCCGCUCGGCCGCCUCAGCCGCCUGCAGCGCUGCGCCUCGGAGCGCGAGCUGCUGGAGGUGUGUGACGACUACGACCGGGACCGGAACGAGUUCUUCUUCGACCGGCACGCGGAGGCGUUCAGCUUCAUCAUGCUGUACGCGCAGCACGGCACGCUGCGCUUCGUGCCGCACAUGUGCGCGCUGUCCUUCUACAACGAGAUGCUGUACUGGGGGCUGGAGAGCUCCGACCUGCCGCUCUGCUGCCAGCGGCGGCUGGACGACCGCAUGUCCGACUCCGCCGUGCACUUCUUUCCCGAGGAGGAGGCACGCGCCCCCGAGACGCGCACCCCCGAGACGCGUGCCCGCUGGGUGGACAGGAUGAGGAGGACCUUCGAGGAGCCCACGUCCUCCGUGGCCGCGCAGAUCCUCGCCUCCGUGUCCGUGCUCUUCGUCCUGGUCUCCAUGGUGAUGCUGUGCGCGAGCACGCUGCCCGACUGGAAGGCCGCGGAGAGUAGCGUGGAUGAGCACAGGAUCAUCGAGGCGGUGUGUAUUGGCUGGUUCACUGCAGAGUGUGUCCUCCGCUUCAUUUUGUCCCGGGACAAGUGUGAGUUUGUGCGGCGGCCACUGAACAUCAUCGACAUGCUGGCCAUCACGCCGUACUACGUCUCCGUCACCGUGACAGUCCUGACAGGGGAGAACUCGCAGCUGCAGCGGGCGGGUGUGACGCUGCGUGUGCUGCGCAUGAUGCGUAUCUUCUGGGUGAUCAAGCUGGCGCGUCACUUCCUGGGCCUGCAGACGCUGGGCCUGACGCUGCGGCGCUGCUACCGCGAGAUGGUGAUGCUGCUGGUGUUCAUCUGCGUGGCCAUGGCCAUCUUCAGUGCGCUGGCCCAGCUGCUGGAGCAUGGCCUCGACCUGGAAGCUGGCAACCGGGACUACGCCAGCAUCCCUGCCGCCUGCUGGUGGGUCAUCAUUUCCAUGACGACUGUUGGCUAUGGGGACAUGUACCCUGUCACGGUGGCGGGCCGCGUGCUGGGCGGCGUCUGCGUGGUAAGCGGCAUCGUGCUGCUGGCGCUGCCCAUCACCUUCAUCUACCACAGCUUCGUCCAGUGCUACCACGAGCUGAAGGUCCGCUCCGCCCGCUGCAGCCGCAGCCUGUCUGCCGAGUUCCUGCAGUGA
Molecule: messenger RNA, 1236 nt
Organism: Myripristis murdjan (pinecone soldierfish)
Lineage: Eukaryota; Metazoa; Chordata; Actinopteri; Holocentriformes; Holocentridae
Product: potassium voltage-gated channel subfamily G member 3-like
Exons: 2
Coding region: 1-1236 (411 amino acids)
Biological process (GO): potassium ion transmembrane transport; protein homooligomerization; action potential
Cellular component (GO): voltage-gated potassium channel complex; membrane
Molecular function (GO): delayed rectifier potassium channel activity
Source: RefSeq, a predicted model, not a curated record